AUGUGUGUGUGUUGUGGUAGACCAACUCUUUUUCAUUCAUGUUAUUGAUAUUGAUUUUGAACUCCUUUCGGCAAACUUGACUUGGCUAUUCAUUCAUUCCAGAAUUGACAGAGAAUAAAAGCCAACAAAUGAAGCAAAAAUAACACAAAAGAGAAACAGUGCAGGAGACUCAGAGAUCUACGACUUGGUGUGUUGGACUGCAUCUCUCCUCUUCUAAUUUGGGAUUUUUCUUUUAUUUUGGGAUUGGAUUUUUUGUUGGAAAGACAUCCAGCUUCGCUGGCCCCCUUUUGCCCACCAUUUGAAUUCUGUCUUCUUCUUUUCGUCUUCUCUUUUUGCUGUAACCCCCCAAUACCACCUACAAAUUUGCUUCGCCAUCCUUCCAUUCCACUCUCACCCGCAUAAAGCUACCUUCCUCCUUUUUCUUCAUUUCUUUUAUUUAUGUCAUUCUUAGUUCCUUCUUUGCUAUAAUUGAAAUGAAAUAAAGUACUGUUUUCCUUCUACAAUAAAACACACAUACUUGCAUUUAUUUACCCGCCCGCCCACGCGCACCAGGAGUACUGCUCAUCCCACGAUCUCAGUUUUCUUGGGAGAACAUCGCUUCCUUUUCGCUCAUCUCCGUUCUCCGCCCCCACCACUUCCCUAAACCGUUGCUUUAAUUUCUUUUUUCUGCUCCUCUCCUCUUCUUCGCCGGGGAAGGAACAAUAUUUUUUUUAUUAUAAAAAUAUAUAUAUAUAUAUAUAUCCCCCGCCUCCUUAACCGAGUUCCCAUAUUUCCCCUUCCCCUGCCUGCGAAAGAAAAAAAACCCAACAAAAAGCGAUUUUUGGUCUCCCCCAUUGUUUUCCCCACCAAAGAUCGGAGGAAGCUAAUUUAUUUCAAUGGCGACAAUAAAUGGGGUCUUCAGCUUCCUUCCCAGAUGGCUUUGGUUACUGGCUCUGGUGGUUGUUGUUGUGGGUGGGGAUGCGUAUUGUGUAGAGGGGCUAGGGGUGAACUGGGGAACAAUGGCGAACCGGAAGUUGCCGCCCAAGGUGGUGGUUCAGUUGCUGAAGGACAAUGGAUUUCAGAAGGUGAAGCUGUUCGACGCCGACCAGUCAACCAUGUCUGCUCUCGCCGGCUCCGCCAUUGAGGUCAUGAUCGCCAUCCCCAAUGACCAGCUCACCGUCAUGAACGACUACGAUCGGGCCAAGCAGUGGGUCCGCCGAAACGUCACCCGCUACAACUUCAACGGAGGAGUUACAAUCAAAUAUGUAGCAGUAGGAAAUGAGCCUUUCCUCAAAUCAUACAAUGGUUCAUUCUUGAAUGUCACCUUGCCGGCACUUCAGAACAUCCAAAAUGCCCUCAAUGAAGCUGGGGUUGGAGACUCCAUAAAGGCCACCGUUCCCUUGAAUGCCGAUGUAUACAUGUCCCCAGACAGCAAUCCCGUACCAUCUGCAGGAAGGUUCCGCAGUGAUAUUAGUGACCUUAUGACUGAGAUUGUCCAGUUCCUAAACAAAAACAAUGCGCCGUUCACUGUAAAUAUUUACCCAUUCUUAAGUCUCUACGGCAACGAUGACUUCCCCAUAAACUAUGCCUUCUUUGAUGGGGGAAGCACUCCGAUUGUUGAUAAUGGGAUUUCAUAUGAUAAUGUUUUCGAUGCCAACUUUGACACCUUGGUUUCAUCUUUGAAAGCAGUUGGAUAUGGAGACAUGGAAAUAUUGGUUGGUGAGGUUGGGUGGCCUACAGAUGGGGACAAGAAUGCCAACUCGAACUCUGCAUAUAGGUUUUAUAAUGGGCUUUUACCAAGACUAGGAAAGAAAAAUGGCACCCCUCUCCGCCCGGGGAGCAUUGAAGUUUACCUUUUUGGACUCCUUGAUGAAGAUGCCAAGAGCAUUGCUCCGGGGAAUUUUGAGCGUCACUGGGGGAUCUUUAGGUAUGAUGGGCAGCCCAAAUUCCCAAUGGAUCUUUCAGGCCAAGGCCAAAACAAUCUUCUUGUUGGUGCAAAGGAUGUGAAGUAUCUCCCUCAGCAAUGGUGCACGUUUAAUCCAAAUGCGAAGGACCUUAGCAAGCUUGCAGAUAACAUCAAUUAUGCUUGCACUUUCUCAGACUGCACGGCACUUGGCUAUGGAUCCUCUUGCAAUGGCUUGGACACUCAAGGGAAUGCUUCCUAUGCAUUUAACAUGUACUACCAGCUUCAGAAUCAGGAUGAUCUGAGCUGUAACUUCCAAGGUCUGGCCAUGGUGACAACGCAAAAUAUUUCAACAGGAAACUGCAAUUUCACCAUUCAAAUAGCUGCUUCCUCUUGCUCUGUUGUGGGGCCUUCGCUGCUCAUUUUCCUGGCAGCACUCACAUUUCUGUUGCCAUAGAUUUCUGUGGAUAUUCUGGGUACGCACUAUGAUUUAUUUAUUUGUUUUGUUGACUGUAUUAUUACACUUAUUGGGUUGCCACAUUUUGGAUUCAUCCAAUAAAGUCAGCCCAAUUAAUCCCUAAGUCCAUAAGAUUUGCCCUUCAAU
Molecule: messenger RNA, 2486 nt
Organism: Malania oleifera
Lineage: Eukaryota; Viridiplantae; Streptophyta; Magnoliopsida; Santalales; Ximeniaceae
Product: glucan endo-1,3-beta-glucosidase 8-like
Exons: 3
Coding region: 876-2339 (487 amino acids)
Biological process (GO): carbohydrate metabolic process
Cellular component (GO): plasma membrane
Molecular function (GO): hydrolase activity, hydrolyzing O-glycosyl compounds
Source: RefSeq, a predicted model, not a curated record